Vespa mandarinia (Asian giant hornet) is the source of this 735-nucleotide messenger RNA. Its product is annotated as histone-lysine N-methyltransferase SETMAR-like. Lineage: Eukaryota; Metazoa; Arthropoda; Insecta; Hymenoptera; Vespidae. The record is from RefSeq and is a predicted model, not a curated record.
UUAUGGCAUCAAUUUCAGUCGUUUCACAGCUCUUUUAAAGUUCGUUUCGUCGGUGACAAAGUCUCUUUUGAAAUCUUUUUCUACGUCGUUCAAUAUGGAUAGUCAAAAGAAGCAUUUGUGGCAUGUUAUGCUUCAUUGCUUUAAAAAAGGUAGUAAUGCAAAAGACACUGCAGACGAGAUUUGCACCGUUUGUGGGAGUGGUACUAUGACUAUUAGAACCUUCCGCAAUUGGUUUAAGAAAUUUAGAGCUGACAAUUUUGAUUUGAAAGAUGAAGAUCGCAGCGGCUGCCCAGCAACGACGGAUACGGACCUCAUCAAGAGUAUGCUCGCAGAAAAUCCGUUAUAUAGUGUGCGCGAGAUAAUGGAUGCCACUAACAUUCCCAAGACAACGGUACAUAAUCAUUUAAUCAAAAUGGGAUAUGUAAAUCGGCAUGAAGUUUGAGUUCCACGCCAAUUGACAGAGAUCGACCUUAUGAACCGCGUCUCUACGUGCGAUUUGCUUCUUCAGCAACAUGAAAAAAACUCUUUUUUAAAGAGGCUUGUCACUGGAGACGAGACUUGGAUUAUAUAUCAAAAUGUGCAUCGAAAACGCACUUGGUCUAAGAAAAAUCGACCUUCAACUGUUGCGAAGCCUGGAUUUCAUCCGAAAAAAGUUCUUUUGUGCAUUUGGUGGGACUGGAAAGUGUACUACGAGCUCCUUCCACAAGGUAAAACGAUCAAUUCUGCAAAAUAUUA